AUGAAGGUUGCUAUCACUUUCCUCGCUUUGGUCGCCCUUGGGUAUGCUGCCCCUCAACCAAGGAAGCUGUUCCAUGAACAUUAUGAAGAUUUCGCCGAUUUAGUUAAUAAGGAGGCUGGUCAUGAUUUGCAUCACAUACUUGAACACUACUUGGAAUUUGAAGAGUUCCAGGCCACAUUGGAGUACCUCAGCACCGCCAAUUUCAGAGACUUAAUCUUCGAAAUGGAAGAUUUGCCCGAAUUCAAAGCUGUUGUCGAAUUUCUGGAGGGCCACAGCAUCGACAUCUUAUACUUUAUCGAUGCCAUUAACUCAGCCUUUGAAACCAUCCCAAGAAAAAGCAUUCGUCAUACACUUAGUGGUCGCGACUUUAACUCUUACAUGAAAGAUAUAGUUUCCGAAUUUCCUAAAGCUAAAUUAACCGCUCUGUAUGAGGAGAAGAUUGCUGAAGAUGAAGCUUUCAAGAACGCAAUGGAGAGCUUACAAAGCGAGGAAUGGGAUGAGAUUUAUAGCGCUCUCUGGAAAAACGAGGUCUUCCAGAAGGAAGUUGAGGUACUUAAGGAGAAUGGUAUCGAUAUUAAAGUUGUUUUGCAUCAACUCAAGGCUCUUUUUGGUGUUUUUGAA
Molecule: messenger RNA, 621 nt
Organism: Brenthis ino (lesser marbled fritillary)
Lineage: Eukaryota; Metazoa; Arthropoda; Insecta; Lepidoptera; Nymphalidae
Source: the annotation of a GenBank genome assembly